GGUUCGAUUAGCUCUCCGAUGAAAUGGAAGGUGUAAAGCUAGCUGGCUGCGAGCUAAGAGUUGAGUUUAAUUUCGAUCCUUACCGGGAGUGGUACUAAUUAAGUAGUGCGGAUAUGACGGCGGAAACCAAUACGGGUCCGAUGAUCGGCCAGCGGCAUUUACAGGCCUUUUUGCUCUUCCUGUCUAUUGUGGUCAAUUACAUGGCCAAGUUCAAUGCUGGAGUGGCUGUGGUGGCAAUGACAAAUGCCGAGAAUACUAACCCGAAUUUUCCUGAGUACGAUUGGAACGAAAUGGAGCGGUCUUACAUACUGUCCAGCUUCUUCUGGGGAUACAUAUUGACACAAUUCCUUGGCGGAUGGCUCUGCCGACGGUACGGAGCCAGGAUCACCAUGUUUGUCUCCACCAUUGGAUCUGCUCUCCUGGCCUUACUGCCGCCCUGGUGUGUUUCCUGGGGUGGCUGGCAGGCUUAUUGUGCCAUUCGGAUGUCAAUGGGACUUUUUCAGGGUUUCCUGUUUCCCUGUAUCCAUGCUCACUUGGCCAACUGGUGUCCGGUGAAUGAACGAAAUCGUCUAGGAGCCUUGGCCAACACGGGUAUAGACUGUGGAACUUUGGUGGCCAUGUUUGCUAGUGGACUACUGGCAGCCUCAAGUGUAGGUUGGCCUGGAAUCUUCUACGUUUCCUGUGGCGUAGGUGUUUUCUGGUGCAUCAUCUGGUGGAUUUUUGGAGCCAACACCCCAAGGGAGUCCAAGUUCAUCAGCGAAGCAGAACUGAACUAUAUUGAGACUUCGAUCAACUCCAGUCGCAAAGCAGAGGAGGCAGAGCAAAAGGCCACUGGACGAAUUCCCGUUCCAUGGAAGGCCAUUUGGACCUCGAUUCCCUUUUGGGCUUUGAUGAUCACCAGGUGCUGCCAGUCCUGGGGAUAUUCCACCCUCCAGACCGAGAUGCCAGCCUACAUGAAUGGUGUCCUACUGAUGGACAUGAAGAGCAAUGCUCUUUACUCGGCUCUCCCGUAUUUAACCUCUUGGAUUAUGGCCUUCGUCUAUCUGAUCAUCGCUGAUAUCCUGCUGACCAGAGGCAUUAUGUCCAUUACUGGCAUCCGCAAAAGUGUGAAUUCGAUAGCGUUCUUUGUUCCCGCUCUUGCCCUGAUUGGAGUCAGCUUCUUGGACAGUACCCAGAAGACCCUUGCUGUGGUGCUUAUGUGUGCCAAUGUGGGGGUCAAUGCUGGCUCUACGAUUGGAAGUACUAUCAACACCAUUGAUUUGUCUCCUAAUCACGCUGGCAUUCUCAUGGGUAUUAUUAAUACUGCUGCUAAUGUUGUGCCUAUUUUGACGCCCCUGCUCGUAGGAAUCAUCGUCAAGGAUGAUCACGAUCGCGAACAGUGGCAAAUUGUGUUCAUCAUAUCCGCCGCCAUCUUCUUUGUGGGUAACAUAAUCUACCUAGCCUUCGGUCAAAUGGUUAACCAGCCUUGGGAUGCACCCGAUUUUAUGGAUAAGCAGCGUUCCUCGAAUCUACAAGAGGAAGGAAAUUCCAAGGCCCUGGAAGCACAGCAAAGUGAGAAAUUAGAGGAAGCGAAGCGUAAGGAAAGUGAAGCUGGCCUAGAAAGCAAUGGAACCAAAACCAAUGACGUAACUGAGGAAAGCCUUGACCACAACUCAAUUUGAAAUCAUGGGAAUAUCAAAUUUUACCUCGAAACCUAGGAAUUUUACUCCCGGCUGGACCGGAACUCUUUUUUAUCAAUAGUUUUUAUUCAGUAGCUAAAAAUAAGUCAUAUAUUUUCCCAAUGAUUGCAUUAAGUUGUAAAUAUAGAUUUUUUAAUGAA
Drosophila eugracilis is the source of this 1819-nucleotide messenger RNA. RefSeq names its product putative inorganic phosphate cotransporter (gene MFS1). Bases 114 to 1661 code for a protein of 515 amino acids. Gene Ontology annotation, molecular function: transmembrane transporter activity. The transcript has 4 exons. Gene Ontology annotation, cellular component: plasma membrane. The record is from RefSeq and is a predicted model, not a curated record. NCBI's taxonomy places the organism in Eukaryota, Metazoa, Arthropoda, Insecta, Diptera, Drosophilidae. Gene Ontology annotation, biological process: transmembrane transport; monoatomic anion transport.